Messenger RNA from Mercenaria mercenaria, 2853 nucleotides. RefSeq names its product alpha-(1,3)-fucosyltransferase fut-5-like. Gene Ontology annotation, cellular component: membrane. NCBI's taxonomy places the organism in Eukaryota, Metazoa, Mollusca, Bivalvia, Venerida, Veneridae. The transcript has 2 exons. Gene Ontology annotation, molecular function: alpha-(1->3)-fucosyltransferase activity. The record is from RefSeq and is a predicted model, not a curated record. Bases 112 to 1314 code for a protein of 400 amino acids.
UAUAGUUGUGUGCUCUUUAUAAAAUCUGAAUGAUUUUUUUUAAUAUCAAAUCCAUUGGACUUGUUUGGUUAAAUCUAAACAGUACGAAAUUUGACAGCAGCAGUUUCUAAAAUGAGACUAUAUACAAAACACAAAAGCUGUUCAAAAUGUAUCACUUUGUGUCUUUUGUCAUUACUGUCACUAAAUUUAAUACAACUGUAUUUGUCUUUUAAUGUCGAAACGAAACCAGUUGUAACAUACAGUUUGCAAAGGAAUUAUAACACAAACGUUUCAAAGAAUAUUCUUAUAUGGACACCAUUCCUAUCGGACAAUAUUAAAGAAAGUUUUGAAAAGUGCCAGUCAGGCUGCAAGGAUACGUGCCAUUUUACAGUGAAUAAGAGUGAAAUUACUACAGCCAAUGCCGUUUUAUUUAACAAUUUUAAUCUUUUUCCUAAAUGGGAAAUCGAAACAAAAACAACUAUAGCCUUUCCAAACUACCGUCGACCUGACCAGGUAUGGGUCCUUUUUAAUAUGGAACCACCUGGUAACAUGUACUGGGAUACUGAAGUUUUAAACGGAGUGUUCAACUGGACUGCAUGGUACAGACAGGAUGCCACACUUUGGUUGCCGUACGGCUCAAAAUAUGUACUGAAUCGAUCCGAAAGUAAUGCAGCUCUAGCAAUUUUCGGAAAUAGAAAUUUUCAUAAAGAGAAAACAGAGGAAGUUGCUGGAAUGAUAUCUAACUGUAUAGAUCAAGCACAACGGUACAAGAUAGUCUAUAAAAUUCAAAAAUAUCUAGCAACAGAUAUGUACGGAAAGUGUUAUGGCAAACCCUGUGAUGAACGUGCCAUGCAAGCUAAAAAUAAAAGUUGUGAUGCUAUUUUAAAACAGUAUAAAUUCUACCUGGCGUUUGAGAACUCUUUGUGUAAUGAUUACGUUACAGAAAAAUACUGGAAUGCUUUGAAGCGGGAACAGAUUCCUAUAGUUAACUGGAAGAAUAUUAGUGAAAACAUUGUCAUACCAAAUUCGUAUAUAAAUGUUUACGACUUCAAAGACAUAAAAUCAUUGGCAAACUAUGUGAAAAAAGUGAGUUCAAAUGCAACUUUAUACAAUAGUUAUUUUCAGUGGAAGACCAAGUAUAAAGACCGAGGCUCGUGCAUUUCGUGUAGUUUGUGUCAUACACUAAAUCGCAAAAAUUUCCAAAGACAGAUUUACUCGAACAUUGGCGACUGGAUCGGAGAUGAUAUAUGCCCAAAAGUUACCGUUGUAAACAACUGGUUACAACACUUAUACUGGCGGUUGUUUUGGUCUUUUGGGAUAAAUAUAUCAUUAUGAUCAUGUAUUACAUUAAACUUUAUUCGUACAAAACUUCAAUUGAUAGUUAAGUGGAUACAUAUAUGUUUAGUAGUGUGAUAUCUGUACAUUUCUUGUGUCAUAUCUUUGAAGUUUCCUCAAAAUCACUUGAAUGUCACUUUAUUGUAAGAUACACUAAAGAUAACAGGAUCUUAAAAAGCUUGAAGAAGCUGAUACUAAUCUACGCAAUGAUAAAGAACAGGACGAAGGCUGUGACCUGGACUGUAAGUAGUAGACAAAGUGUCGUCAAUCAAUGACUGUGCAAAACCUUUAGAUUGUUUUAUAUAAUUUUAUAGUUAAAUAAAUAUUUCUUCAUCUUCUUCUGGUAAGCUCAUUAUUGCCUAAAAGGUUUCUUAAAAUGCCACCCUCUUUGAAAGGUUGAAUAUUCUCUUAUUAUUUCAAGCUAUACAUACACAUCGUUUCACCAGUUAAAUGCUUUUUCUUCAACUGACUGUUUAAAAUGCAUGAGGGUUCUGAAAUCCGAAUAUACAAAUUAGUGACUUAAGUCAACUGGAAAAAUCCCCAACCAAAGAACGCUGACGCACCAGUAACAACACUAGGAUAGACAAAAAUGUAGAAUGCAUUCUGUGAAAGAUGUUAUAUCAAGUUCAAGAUCGUUCAAUUUGUUCAACAGAAUUAUUCAAAACUGUUCAGUUUUUGAAGAAUUUUCAACAAUAUUGUUAAAAAUUGUCCGACAAGAUUGUUCAACAAAAUUGCUCAAAACAUGUCUAUGAUGCUUCAAAAUUGUCGUGAUUUUGAAUACGGUUCAGCUCUGCUAACUACUGUAUAAUCCCCAUUAUUUUAAAGAUCGUUCGGAAUAUUUUGUGCAACAACCUUAAGCUUCUUAAAGGUAAUAUCUGACAAUAAACCACUUUGUCUUGGAAUAUUCUCCUGUCAGAAAGUGAUUCUAUUUCAAGAAGAGUACUACAUCUUUAUACAGUUUUUGAUUUCUACCAACAUCAUGCGGAAAUCCUUCUAAUGUCCGGUGUUCAUAUUCCAUGCAGAUAUUAAAAUGAAGAAACGUACUCUUAAUAAAUAAUUACCAUGUAAAACAGGUAGAAUAAUUUUAAAGAAACCGUUUUAAAUUUAAAUGGAUGUGUUUUGACUGAAACAAGUACCCUUGAAUCUGAUAAUAAAAGUAAUAUUAUUUGUUUGUUUGUGUCAAAUGCCGUCUUGGCUUGAAAAACGUUUAAUAAUGUUAAAUAAUGUAAUCUAACUUUGUAUUCUUGAACGGCACUAAUGCAAAGGCCAUUACUAUUGUUUUAUCUGGGCCAAAAUGUAGUAGCCAUCGUUUUGCAGAAUCAUGUACACAUGUAUGAACGUUAUUUAUAUUAAAUGUUAAAAGAAGAGCUGCACGUGAAUUUUCUUCAGCGAAACAAAUUAAGUAUAAUUAAGUAUGUUAAACAUAGAUAAUCACCUUAAAGUUUACGAGGGCUCCUAUUGUAGGCCUAAAGUCUUACCUUUUUUGAUUUUUAUAAAUGUGUAUCCAGUGCAAUAAAUAAAAAUUUAUUUUCACGUAUU